UCACAGUCCACAGGACCAAAACUGUGAACCUCAAAUCUCCACAUACUUUAUCACUCUCUCUCUCUUUCUCUCUGUCAAGCUAAGUCUGGAGAGAAGACAAUGGUGAGAUGUGAAAGAUGAAGAAAAGAAAGACCUUGUUAUGCAUUUCCCAUGGCCUGUCAUUGUGCUCACUACUCAUUUUCACCAUCACCACCACACAGGCAAUCUUUAUCCAUCAACAACAGCAAUAACAGCACCAAGUUAUCAUUUAAAGGAUCCAAGCCUGCUGUUCUUUCCUCCUUUGGCAAUAGCAGGGCUUCCUGUAAUACGUUAGUCUCUGAGGCAGUUAGACUUUUGGGUCCUCCGGCAAAAUUUGAAGCUUCAAAGCUGAAAGUAGUCUUAAUGGGCGAAGAGAUGAAUCAAUACUCUGCAAUUAUCCCUCGAACUUACAUCCUGUCUCAUUGUGACUUCACAGCAGACCUAACCUUAACAAUCUCCAAUGUCAUCAACCUAGAUCAGCUAAGAGGUUGGUAUAGCAAGGAUGAUGUGGUUGCUGAAUGGAAAAAGCUAGAAGGACACUUAGCUCUACUUGUCCAUUGCUAUGUGAGCGGACCCAAUCUCAUGCUAGACCUUGCUGCUGAGUUCAGAUACCACAUAUUCUCCAAGGAAAUGCCUUUGGUACUUGAAGCUGUGUUGCAUGGAGAUUCGGCACUUUUCACAGAGCAUCCUGAGCUAAAGGAUUCUUUAGUUUGGGUGUAUUUUCAUUCUAGCUCACCCAAGUACAACCGGUUAGAGUGUUGGGGGCCACUCAAGGAUGCUGCUCAGGGGCGACCAGGGGAUCAUCGAGGUUCUUUUACCUGUCCUUCGAGAAAGUGGGGAGGACCAAAGUCCAUUUUCCAAGCUCUUUUUGCCUUCCUUCUUUGAUGUGCUUCCAAUAGGCCGCAUGACCUCAAAGGCCAGUUUUCAUGGCCAGAGCUGGAAGGAGGACUCUGUUUACAUAACACAAACACCAAAAAGCUCCAUGGUAAUAAGACCAAAAAAAAAAAAACACCCAAAGUUGAAGUUGCAGCAAAACAAGGAUUGUUCGAGGGACAGUUAAUUCUUUUUGCAAUUAACUUAUUUGUUUCAUUGGAAAUAUCGAUUACCAAUUCUUGUACAACUUAGAACAUUUGGAUAUGAUUAUUGGCUGAUGUAAUUAAAACACUAAAGUUGGAGUCCUAUUCUAUUC
Populus trichocarpa (black cottonwood) is the source of this 1207-nucleotide messenger RNA. RefSeq names its product magnesium dechelatase SGRL, chloroplastic. The transcript has 5 exons. The record is from RefSeq and is a predicted model, not a curated record. Lineage: Eukaryota; Viridiplantae; Streptophyta; Magnoliopsida; Malpighiales; Salicaceae. The coding region runs from base 151 to 903 and encodes 250 amino acids.